Saccostrea cuccullata (small rock oyster) is the source of this 570-nucleotide messenger RNA. RefSeq lists its product as uncharacterized. The record is from RefSeq and is a predicted model, not a curated record. Bases 1 to 570 code for a protein of 189 amino acids. Lineage: Eukaryota; Metazoa; Mollusca; Bivalvia; Ostreida; Ostreidae. The transcript has 2 exons.
AUGUCAGCUCUACUGUUCAUUAUAGCAGUAGACUGGGUAAUGAGAUCAACCCUUAGUGAUGAGAAUACCGGCAAAUGGACUCUUUUCAACAAACUAGAGGACUUAGAUUAUGCAGAUGACCUGGCUUUAUUAUCUCAUCUGGAAACACAAAUGCAAAGAAAAACAUCUAAUUUACAAACAAAUGCCAGCAAAAUCGGAUUGAACAUCAACAUAAAGAAAACAGAAGUAAUGUCCCUUAAUACAAAAAGCCCACCCAAAAUACAAUUGAAUGGAGGAGAUAUAAAAAAUACAGAUUAUUUUACAUACCUGGGAAGUGUGGUAACAUCAGAUGGCGGAGCUGACAAGGACAUAAUAUCAAGAUUAGAUGACAUCACAAGAGUGGCACUCAGAUGGACCCCAGAAGGGAAGAGAAGGAAAGGCCGACCAAAAACAACAUGGAGGCGAACAGUGGAGAAAGAACUAAAGGAGAUAAAUCUCACCUGGGGAGAGGUGGAGAAGAUUGCAAAGAAUAGAGAGGAAUGGAAAUCCCUAGUCCUUGCCCUAUGUGCCUCCGGGUGCAGCAAGGACUAG